AUGACGUCCCUGCUGCCCGAGUUACUGUUUGAGACCAGUGGUCAAGCUCCUUCUCCCUCUAAAGAUUUCUACUAUCUCGCUGUAACAAGAACAGAGGUAAUAUGGAGGUGGUGGAAGAUUACUCUGCGUGUGAAGAACCUAGCAUUGCCUGGAGAAAGGAAACAGAGUCAUGAGGACUUUGUAAAUGAUGCCAGACUACAGCAACAAGUUGGUGUGGUGUUUGGAACACAGAUCCUGGAGUACAUACUUAACCUGUGUGAAGGGAAGUUUGAUUAUCUGGAGCGUUUGUCUGAUAAAAUUCUACUGCGUGUUCUUUCCUGUCUGAGCUACAAGGACAUUUGCCAGCUCAGCCAGACCUCACACCGUUUCAAUAAGCUGUGUGAGUCUAAAGAAUUAUGGGAACAGGCAAUUCGGGACAGUGGUCAUGAGCUCACACCUGAAGUAGAGAUGAUGGCCAACUUCUGUGGCUGGAGAAAGAUCUACACCAGUCUCUAUCUUACACCAGUCCAGCUUAGCACCGAAGAAGACGAAGAAGACGAAGAAGACGAAGAAGAGGAAGCUGAGCUACAUUAA
Tachysurus vachellii is the source of this 573-nucleotide messenger RNA. Its product is annotated as F-box only protein 36-like. The transcript has 4 exons. Bases 1 to 573 code for a protein of 190 amino acids. Gene Ontology annotation, molecular function: protein binding. Lineage: Eukaryota; Metazoa; Chordata; Actinopteri; Siluriformes; Bagridae. The record is from RefSeq and is a predicted model, not a curated record.